Messenger RNA from Telopea speciosissima, 3401 nucleotides. Its product is annotated as glycine dehydrogenase (decarboxylating), mitochondrial-like. The transcript is spliced from 15 exons. NCBI's taxonomy places the organism in Eukaryota, Viridiplantae, Streptophyta, Magnoliopsida, Proteales, Proteaceae. Gene Ontology annotation, biological process: glycine decarboxylation via glycine cleavage system. Bases 32 to 3193 code for a protein of 1053 amino acids. Gene Ontology annotation, cellular component: glycine cleavage complex; mitochondrion; chloroplast envelope. The record is from RefSeq and is a predicted model, not a curated record. Gene Ontology annotation, molecular function: glycine dehydrogenase (decarboxylating) activity; pyridoxal phosphate binding; glycine binding.
CGUUUUGGUUUUUAAGUUUCUGUAAGCAUACAUGGAGCGCGCUCGGCGACUAGGAAACCGGGCGAUCCUCAGACGUCUGGUUUCCGAUUCGAAGCAGCCGCAGCGCAAUACUUCUUCUUCGCAUACAUCACCAGCGUUAUUCCAUCCGGCAAGGUAUGUCUCCUCACUCUCUCCUUCCGCAUUCCCAGCCGGAACUUCUUCCGGAUUCGAUUCCUUCUCCCGGAGAAAUGCGCCCUCCAGCAUUGGUUUCAAUCUUGGGUCACAGACCCGUUCUAUCUCCCUCGAAUCUUUGAAACCAAGCGAUACAUUCCCCCAUCGUCAUAACUCCGCCACCCCGGAGGAGAAGACCGUGAUGGCAGAAUCCUGUGGAUACCCGUCCCUUGAUUCCCUCAUCGAUGCCACUGUCCCUAAGGCCAUCCGGAUCGAAUCCAUGAAGCUUUCCAAGUUCGACGAGGGAUUAACUGAGAGCCAAAUGAUCGAACACAUGAAGAAAUUGGCAUCCAAGAACAAAGUCUUCAAGUCCUUCAUUGGGAUGGGCUACUACAACACUUUCGUCCCUGCUGUGAUCCUGAGGAACCUCAUGGAGAACCCAGGUUGGUAUACCCAGUACACUCCUUACCAGGCCGAGAUUGCUCAGGGUCGCCUGGAGUCCCUUCUCAACUACCAGACUAUGAUUACCGACCUCACCGGCCUUCCCAUGUCCAAUGCUUCCCUGCUCGACGAGGGAACCGCCGCCGCGGAGGCAAUGUCCAUGUGUAAUAGCAUCCAGAAGGGAAAGAAGAAGACUUUCCUUAUUGCCAGCAACUGCCACCCUCAGACCAUCGAUAUCUGCAAGACCAGAGCUGCCGGCUUCAAUCUCAAGGUGGUCACAGCCCAUCUCAAAGAUAUCGACUACAAGUCUGGAGAUGUCUGUGGGGUUCUUGUCCAGUAUCCGGGCACUGAGGGAGAGAUUCUGGAUUACGGGGAGUUCGUUAAAAAUGCUCAUGCAAAUGGGGUAAAAGUUGUGAUGGCGACCGAUCUCCUGGCGCUGACCAUGUUGAAGCCUCCUGGUGAACUUGGGGUUGAUAUUGUCGUCGGCUCCGCUCAGAGGUUUGGUGUCCCAAUGGGCUAUGGAGGCCCUCACGCUGCAUUCUUGGCCACCUCUCAGGAGUACAAGAGAAUGAUGCCUGGUAGAAUAAUCGGUGUCAGUGUGGAUUCAUCCGGAAAGCCUGCUUUGCGUAUGGCUAUGCAGACCAGAGAACAGCACAUCCGGAGGGACAAGGCCACCAGCAACAUCUGCACAGCUCAGGCGUUGCUUGCAAACAUGGCUGCUAUGUAUGCGGUCUACCAUGGACCUGAGGGUUUGAAAACCAUUGCCCAACGUGUCCACGGUCUUGCUGGGACUUUUGCACAUGGGCUUAAGAAACUUGGGACAGUGGACGUUCAAGGGCUCCCCUUCUUUGACACUGUAAAGAUCAAGUGUCCUGAUGCACAUGCCCUUGCAGAUGCUGCUUACAAGAAGGAGAUGAAUCUGCGGAUUGUGGAUUCAAAGACGAUAACUGUGUCCUUUGAUGAAACUACGACCUUAGAGGAUGUAGAUAAACUGUUUUCAGUCUUUUCAUGCGGCAAGCCUGUGCCCUUCACUGCUGCAUCUCUGGCACCGGAGAUUCAGACUGCAAUCCCACCUCAGCUCACUAGAGAGAGCCCUUACUUGACUCAUCCAAUCUUUAACAUGUACCAUACAGAGCAUGAGCUCCUCAGAUACCUUCACAGAUUACAGUCUAAGGAUCUCUCACUCUGCCACAGCAUGAUUCCCCUGGGAUCUUGUACAAUGAAAUUGAAUGCAACAGUGGAGAUGAUGCCGGUGACAUGGCCUAGCUUCGCAGACAUGCAUCCAUUUGCCCCUGUCGAGCAAGCUAUGGGUUUCCAGGAAAUGUUCGAAGAUCUGGGUGAACUAUUGUGCACCAUCACUGGAUUUGAUUCGUUCUCAUUGCAACCCAAUGCUGGUGCUGCUGGCGAGUAUGCUGGGCUGAUGGUUAUCCGUGCUUACCAUCUGGCAAGAGGAGACCAUCACCGUAAUGUUUGCAUUAUACCAGUUUCAGCACAUGGAACUAAUCCUGCAAGUGCAGCCAUGUGUGGGAUGACAAUUGUUGCUGUUGGAACUGAUGCUAAGGGAAACAUUAACAUCGAAGAGUUAAGGAAGGCUGCCGAAGCAAAUAGGGACAACUUAUCUGCUCUUAUGGUCACAUAUCCUUCCACUCAUGGAGUUUAUGAGGAGGGCAUUGAUGAGAUAUGCAAGAUAAUUCAUGACAAUGGUGGUCAAGUUUACAUGGAUGGGGCUAACAUGAAUGCACAGGUUGGUCUAACAAGUCCAGGUUGGAUUGGAGCAGAUGUUUGCCAUCUCAAUCUCCAUAAAACAUUUUGCAUCCCACAUGGUGGAGGAGGUCCCGGCAUGGGACCCAUAGGUGUGAAAAAGCACUUGGCGCCAUUCCUACCAUCACAUCCUGUGGUGCCUACUGGUGGCAUACCAGCGCCUGAAAAAUCCCAGCCUCUUGGUACCAUUGCUGCUGCACCCUGGGGUUCUGCACUUAUCCUGCCCAUUUCCUACUGCUACAUAGCCAUGAUGGGAUCAAAGGGACUCACAGAUGCAUCAAAGAUCGCAAUCUUGAGUGCAAACUACAUGGCAAAGCGUUUGGAGAACCACUACCCCAUUCUUUUCCGUGGUGUCAGUGGCACAGUUGCCCAUGAAUUCAUUGUUGAUUUAAGAGGUUUUAAGAAUACUGCUGGGAUAGAACCUGAAGAUAUUGCUAAGCGUCUUAUUGAUUAUGGAUUCCACGGACCUACAAUGUCGUGGCCAGUUCCGGGCACACUUAUGAUUGAACCAACCGAGAGUGAAAGCAAGGCUGAGCUCGACAGGUUUUGUGAUGCUCUUAUUUCCAUUAGACAAGAAAUUGCACAGAUAGAGUCUGGGAAAGCUGAUAUUAACAACAAUGUUCUCAAGGGAGCUCCUCAUCCACCAUCACUGCUCAUGGCUGAUACAUGGACAAAGCCAUAUUCACGGGACUAUGCGGCUUUCCCUGCUGCUUGGCUCCGUGCUGCUAAGUUCUGGCCUACAACAGGACGGGUGGAUAAUGUCUAUGGUGAUCGGAAUCUUGUUUGCACCCUUCUCCCAGCAUCUCCGGCCUUUGAAGAGCAAGCUGCUGUUAAUGCAUAAUUGUCAACAUGCACUGGCUGUUACAUGAUUUCCUCAUUGGAAGAAAAAGCCAUCUCAAUCCCUUCCUGUUUAUUGUAUAUAAACAGCUCAUAUUCAUACGCUCAAGCAGUUGCUUACUUUGAAGCUUAAUUAUAUGAUAUUUGAUCAGCUGCUGUUUCCAAUAACACUUGUUUCUGAUCGCAACUCAAGUGCCUGUAAUUACUAGCUC